Molecule: messenger RNA, 3079 nt
Organism: Caenorhabditis sp. 36 PRJEB53466
Lineage: Eukaryota; Metazoa; Nematoda; Chromadorea; Rhabditida; Rhabditidae
Source: the annotation of a GenBank genome assembly
AUGUACGUCGAAUACGACGAAGGAUUGGGCAUCUCGCCGCCGCCCAACCAGAAUUUCGCCUCUUUUAUCCCUGAUGUGAGUUUUUUCUGCGUUUAAAAAUGAAUCAAUUGCUUCAGGAAGAGUAUUCGUACGCUCCGACGGCGAAUAACAAGACGACAAGCUUCAUUUUCCCACAAAAAUUGGAUUUGAGCUCUCUUAAUCGAGGUAAUUCCAUUUUUCGGUAGAAAUGUGAGCAAAAAAGUUUUCAGAUAGAAAAAAGGCGAAUAAAAAGAAGCUGAGCCCGAUAAAGCCGUAUCAUGACUCUUCGAUCGAACCGCGCAAAAGUGCAAGAAAUUUAUCGAAUUUUUCCGAGAAAAUCGGAACGAAAACGGUGGAUUUGGACAGUUUUCGACGGGAAUUCGACGAUUUAGCGGUUGACGUCAUCAAUACUUCAAUGGUAAUUUUUUUAACCCAAAAGAAGCAAAACUGCCUCAAAAACCAUCAGUUUUCACCAAAUUUUAGCAAAAAAGUAUUUUUUUUCAGCGAAAAUCGGUGCGUAGUGUGUGCGGAAGUGUGACAAGCGACCGCGCGUCGUCCGUCUCGUCGGCCGCCUCAAUUUCGCAGAGAUCGCUUUCAAUCGAGGUGCGAAAAGAGAAUAAUCCGCCAAAAGAGCCGGUUUUUCAGCUCCGUCGGCUCAACGAGCGAAUGCGACUGAAAAGUGCGGAGAAGAGAGCCGAGGAGGCGUCGUUUCACGAGAUUCUGAGCGACAGCGAGUUCCGUUUGAGCUCCGAUGACGAUACGCGACCGUAAGUCACUCGAAACGGUCCCCGGAGGCCUAAUUAGCACCGGAAUGCGAUGAAAAUAACUUUCUGAGAACGAAAGGAAAAAAUUGACUUUAAAAAAUGGAAAAAAAUACCUAGAAGAGGGAGAAGAAUAGUAGAAAACGUCGGUUUUUGCAGUCCGUCGAGCCAAGCGUCUCUGGCGGAGGAAACAGUGGAAAACGUGCGUCAAUUGUCAGAAAUGAUCACGGAAUUGAGCAGUGACGGACGAAUUAGAGGCCGACGCAUUGCGGAGCACAAAAAGAAGAACGCCGCCACUAGUACUUCCGGUAAUUUUGUUAUUAUUUGCUAUUUAUAAUCACAAUCCGGCGAUCUUGUUUCUCGCGCUCCACGUGGGUUUGUACAUGAGAAGGAUUCGAGUUGGGCGGUCCUUGGUGCUCGCUCAGAAUCAAUCUUUGUCAGUAAACGAACUUCUCCUUUUCACGAGCCUUUCCUUCUUGCCACUUCUGAUCUUUUCCAGUUUAUUCCCUCUUUUGGCUCUCUUCUCCUUUCUUCUAAGACGUUCCUGAUCAGACCGGGGUCUUUCUCGACCGGGGUCUUUCCCCCCUGCUAUUUAGACCCCCCUCUCCCCGUUUUCUCCCCCCCUCCCCUGCGUGUCCUUGUGGUGUACACAUUCGAACACGAUCCGAGAGGGAACGGGCGGCGAGGCGGUUCGUUGUUCGCCGGCUAAUGAUGGUUUACGCGAUAACUACAACCUGAUCUUAUUUGAAUGGCACUGCGCGUGUCGUCUGUGUGAACUUUAAAAAAUUCUGAAGCCUUGCGGACCACCGCCUACGUGGUCCCUUUUGGCUAAACGUCUAGAAAACAUUGUUGUGUAUUUUUGCAGGAUUUCUGUCGGACACCUUCCUGACGGGCCUCUACAAAAAUCGUAAUCCGUCUGAGAAUGAGCGGACCCUCGUGCAAUCGGAUCCGGACGAAAAAACGAUUGUGGACGAGGUGUUCGAGGAUUUCCGACCGCCUUUUCGGCCCGCAACGCCUUCCGAAGAGACGCCGAUCCUCCGAUCGGCCAGGGACCAGUCCGUCGGCGAUAGUACCGGUACAUUUUUGUGAUUUUUGAAUCAAUUAUUUGCGUAAUUAACACGAGAAUUACAAGAAAACACACCCUAUAAUUAAAGGAUUCGACCGGAUCGAACGGCCCCGUAACGCGUGCACAUCGGUCCCACUGAUUGGCGAGAAACAACGGAGCGCAGGAAGAGGUUUGCUCGUUUUGCUUUUCCCCUAAACCGCCGAACGUUUUUGAGACGGCGUGCCAAGCGGUGGCAUUCACAAAUCGCUGUCGACGAUCCAAGUGAGCCCGGAGAAGUUGCGAGAGCUCCAGAAGCACGCCCACAUGAAUCGAUCGCUGCCGAAUCUGGAACGAUUUGUGGUCCGGCCCUCCACGCGCAACAUUUUCAACACGAAUCUGGAUAUUGAUGAGAUUUGCAAGAAAGGAUUACGGAAGAACCAGAAAAGGUGCGUUUUUGGCUCUGUACGAGAAGAACGGUCCCUGGAAAAGGGUGGUAUGUUCGGGAAUGCAAAACUUGUCCAGUUUGACUGUUAUUCAAUGUUUAGUCAUCACUACUUUCAUUCUUUCAAACCAUAAUCGAUCGUGAUCACUAAAAUCUUCAUUUUUGUUCAAGAUGAAUCACAUAGCCAGCUUUUCCUGAGAUUUUAAGAUACUUAACAUGAAAACAGUACCACUCAUCUCUAAAUUCACUAUUUUUGACUUUUGCAGCUCUGAGCGCAUAUUCGGAGGAGCAGAAGCCGCCAGAAACAUCCACGGAGCGCCGGAAAUCUCAUCGAAAAGCACGGAAAGCUCGCAGAAACUCCGAAAAAUGUCGCGCCCGACGACGGCGUCGGCGGCGAAACAAAAGGGACCGCGAACGAGGAGCUCCUCGAGCCGACCCCCUCCGUACUGCAGCACGACGCCGACCGAUGGAAUACCGUACUCGAUAACUACCGUAUCCCAAAACCUGCUCGGAACCGUCAAAUCGCUCCAUCCGGACUGGCUUCCGAUAAUCCGGCGUCUUCUGAGAAUCGACGAUCCUUCGGCGGACGUUUGCGCGUUGUUCCGCGCGGAAAUCGACAAACAGCAACUCGUUUUGGAGCUGAAAUUCUCGAGAAAUUGCCGAUUGACAUCCGAAGAAUACGACGAUUGCCGCACGAAAAUCGGCGUUUUAUUCAGAAUCGCCGAGAAGUUGGACGAGUUGCGAAGCCGCGGAGGCAACUAUUCCCGGGUCCAACAGAUCAAACUCAUCCAUACGGCACUGUUGAGUGCAUAG